GGUACGUACACACGUGUGUUUUGCAUUUCCUCCCUGUUGUCAUCAAACCGCAUUAACCUUCAUGGAACGAAAACGUACAGUGACUGAUGAUGUCAACGGAGAAACAGCGCCAAAAGUGAAAAAGGGAAAGCACAAAACUAAGUCCGCGAACACGCAAAAAUCCCUGUCAGUGUCGCUAAACAAGUGCUACACUGAAGAUGAAAAUGUGAAGAAUUUUGAGUCGUCGUAUCAGGCUGGCAAGGCGUGCGACGCAGGUGGAUUGCAACUGUGCCAUGAACCAUUCACCCACGGUGUCCUGCCAACUUUCAUUGAAGAUGAAGAAUUCCUUGAGAGCCUUCAGGAAGAGCUUCUGGACUUGACAUUCACAGAGAAAAACAAUGACCUGUACAAGUUUUACCAGAGCAGAGAAGAUCUCAAAGUUGUGCAGACCCCUCACAUCAGUGCUCUAAGGGACCUGAUUUAUGUGAAAUUUAAAGAAUGGCUGGAAACAGUGACCCAUAUACCCCUAAACAACACAGUCGACAUGUCUUGUGCCAAGUACGAAUUUACAGACACACUGCUGUGCCAUGAUGAUGAACUGGAAGGGAGACGGAUUGCCUUUAUCUACUACCUUGUUCCGCCAUCAUGGUCAAAUGAGGAUGGAGGGGCACUUGAUCUGUUUGCACUCAACGAGAAUGGACAACCUGCGGGUGUUGUGAAGUCUGUGGUUCCAGUGAGAAAUAACUUCCUGUUCUUUGAGGUGACGCCAUUGUCAUUCCACCAGGUGGGUACAAUUGUAGUUAAUUCAUGACAGAA
Pecten maximus is the source of this 795-nucleotide messenger RNA. RefSeq names its product prolyl 3-hydroxylase OGFOD1-like. Gene Ontology annotation, molecular function: L-ascorbic acid binding; iron ion binding; peptidyl-proline dioxygenase activity. Bases 62 to 790 code for a protein of 242 amino acids. The transcript has 6 exons. Gene Ontology annotation, cellular component: cytoplasm. Gene Ontology annotation, biological process: regulation of translational termination; peptidyl-proline hydroxylation. The record is from RefSeq and is a predicted model, not a curated record. Lineage: Eukaryota; Metazoa; Mollusca; Bivalvia; Pectinida; Pectinidae.